Molecule: messenger RNA, 1148 nt
Organism: Cornus florida
Lineage: Eukaryota; Viridiplantae; Streptophyta; Magnoliopsida; Cornales; Cornaceae
Product: glucosidase 2 subunit beta
Exons: 6
Coding region: 104-772 (222 amino acids)
Biological process (GO): N-glycan processing
Cellular component (GO): glucosidase II complex
Source: RefSeq, a predicted model, not a curated record
CCCACUUCCUUUCCUUUCCUUUCCUUUCCACUUUUUCCAUUCCCUGAAUGCCAUCUAUUUUCUCUGUUCUUGCCACUAGUUUCAGUCAAAGUCAAACCAACCCAUGAUCAAAACUGACCCUAAACGCACAGUACCCCCACAGACUGUAAUGGAGACUAGUCUGUUCAGGCUCCGCAACUGCAUUUCUAUCUUCUUCUCUGCCUGCUUCUUUUUCACUGAUUCUUCCUCUUAUAUUCUUCCUAUCGGAAUCCAUCCCCUAGAUGAGAAGUACUUUGCUUCUGGGGUGAUUAAAUGCAAGGACGGAUCGAAAUCCUUCACCAGAGACCGUAUCAACGACGAUUUCUGCGACUGCCCUGAUGGCACUGAUGAGCCUGGAACUUCAGCCUGUCCAAAGGGCAAAUUUUAUUGCAAGAAUGUGGGAAGUACACCUCGCUUUCUGUUUUCUUCGGGGGUCAAUGAUCACAUUUGCGAUUGCUGUGAUGGGAGUGAUGAGUAUGAUGGCAGCAUCAUUUGUCCAAAUACAUGUGUCAUGGGUGGAAAUGUUGCAUACAAGACGAUGAAUUAUGGCUCAAGAAUCAGGGAUCUGGGUUCUAUUGAUGCAAAAGAAACUAAAAAUGGAGUUCAUUUGGAGGGAUCAACUCAGGAACUUACUGGCAUAAAGAUAGUGAUAAUCCUACAGGCAGUAGUUAUUAGUUUUGUGGUGGCGUUUCGUCUGUGUCAUCGGUGCGCCAGAUCGAGAAGAAGACAUUCUCGUUCAAUAAGUCUACCUUGAGCUGGCUAUUGUGAAUUUGGUUCCUUUUGCACUGUAUUUACUGAUUUGUUGAUAGACUCCUUUAGAUAUGUGCAACUGACUUGAAUCAGAGCUGGAAUCCUACAUACACGUUCCCUUAGCGUGACAAGACCAACCUGGAAUUUUUUUAGAAAUUGUUCCUUUCAUCAAUGUAUGACAUAAUUGUGUAAAAAGCCAUUUGAUAGUGUAAUAUAUAUGUAUGUAUAAGGAAAGCUUUUUUUUUUUUACCUCCAAAAUUAUGUACCCUAGUCUUACAAGGCUAUUAUUAUUCUGAGUGUGGUGGUUGUCUCGAAUUGAAAAAACUAGUUAGGUUGUUCUUACACUUAAGAAGACACUUCAUCAUGGGGAUAUUUUCACA